UCUGCACUGGCUGCCGUCAGCACGCGGAGUCUGAACGGCGAGGCGUAACUGUUACUCCACAAAACCGUGUGUUGACACGCUAGACAUGAAACUGUCGCUUUGGAUAUAGGACUGUCCUAAAAGCCCAGAUGACAAGCCUUAACCCAGAGCGAAACGGUAGGAGUAUGAAUCUUCUCCGGACUGCGAAAGCUGCGCUGGGCUAGAGCUGGACUCAAAUAAACAGGUGACUUUCACAUUGGAUUCUUAAACAUCUGAUUCUUGCUGGUAAAGCAAGAUAAAGACAGAGAGAGGGUUGAACAUCUGCUGAACACAUCAGCGGAAGCCUGUCACCAGGUGGGCUGUAUGCUGUGGCUUUGGAGACGGAGCCAGAGGACUUCUUUAUGCCCACAGGCCUCGGCUGUCCAAAGGGGGGAUGAUCUGGAGUGCUGCACACAGGCCUAUCAUUAGGCCAUUGGGGCCCAUGCUAAGGAAUGGAUAGUUAUGCUGCUAAAUGUUAGUGUAACUUCCCUUUAACAAUGGGCACCGGUGAAGUAUUGAUAUGAAAAUCCUUUUUUUCCUUGGAAUCAGCUAAAGCAGCAGUUGAGGCUAAGCAAAGCAACUAUUAUUUGCUUUUUAGGAUUUAUAUUAUUUGACAUUUUUAUAUAAAUGUGUCUACAUAGCAUUUAUUAUUUUUAGGUGGCUAGCGUUAUAUUACAAAGCAGACUUUUGGAUUUAUGAACAAAGAAAGACCAUGGCGGCUACCUAUAGCAUUGUGGUCAGCAGUAUUAACUGUUAUAACAGCGUUGUGAUUGACCGUCGUGUCCAGCACACUGUACACUACUGUAAUGGGCCCUGUGGUGCACUAAAACAUGGACUAAACUGCACAGUGGCUCACCGCAGCACUUGUGCGGAACUUCUUGAUACCCCCAUAUCUAGAGCCUGCUCUGACCGGCCCAUCAGCAUUCAUGAGUCCAAAACGAUGGAGAAUGGCAACACUGGACUUGGUGCUUUCUGCGAUGACUACCACCAGGUCAUCCCCAGAGUUAAGAAAGGAUCUGCCAUCCAAAGCUCAGCAAGCCUCAAGGAUAUUACAGGGGAAGCUAUCAACCUGGCCAGUGGAAAAAUCAAGGAGUUUUCUUUUGAGAAAAUCAAAUACUCUUCCAGCCACGUGACUUUCAGAAAGGGCCGUAAGGUUCGGCCGGACUCCUUCAGCAGGAGGUCCACUGAUCUAGACAUCAUCUAUGGCCAGUUCACAGGCAAUGAUGAGAAUUGUCCUCCAUUUGGCCUGUUUCAGAAAUCUGUACUCGAAGAGCAUAAGCUAAGUCGCAGUGCAUCCCUAGAGCAGAACCUAAACAAUGUGGCCACGCUCUAUCUGAAUAGCCUCACCGAGGAGAACUUAAUUACCCGCAUACUGGAGAAGACCAAGGCAGACAGCAGUGCCUCAGGAGAAGACAUUAAAGCCUGUCUGGACAUUCUCCUCAAGUGCUCGGAAGAUCUGAAGAAGUGCACAGACAUCAUCAAACAGUGCAUCAAAAGGAAGUCGAUGGGUGGAAGCAGCGACGACUCAGGGAACCCUGAAGUAAUUUAUAAAAAUGUGAUGGCUCGCCUCUCCAACUAUCUGAAGAGGCUUCCUCUUGAACUGGAACAGGGGCAAAGUGUGAGGCAGGAGCACAGCGAGCUUGCUGAACUAGUCAACAGCAUACACGGGCUGCAGCAAAUCCCUUUCUCCCCCAUCUUUGGCAAUGAGCAACCUCCGCGCUACGAGGACGUUGUUCAGUCUCCUCCGCCCACAAAGCCUCGAGCUAAACCCUCCCAGCCAGAACCUCCAGAAGGCUCUAGGGAUCUUGCAGGCAGUGUGAAACCCAUUCAGAGCCCCCCUGGUUUGUCAGCACGUACACCUCCAUCAACUAAUGGGUUCCCACAUGGCAGCUUGCCUUCAGCCUCCAGUAGCGGUUCAACGCCUUAUAUCUGCCACCACACAGUCUCAACCAGCCGACCGGACACAUUUUCUUCCACAAACUCUCUCUUAUCUAGUAGUAGCGAAAGCCUCUGUAAGGAUGCCAUGGAAGCUCUGUAUAUCGAGGAGGAGGAUUCGGAUGUGGGAAGGAUGCCGGACAGGGCAGUUAAAGGGGAUGGGAAGCACAGCUGUAGUAUUUCGGAGUCCAGAUCAUUCUCCAAAAGACCCACUGGCUAUUCUGAACCUAGUGGUGGUGUUUCAGAAAAACUUCAUGAACUUAGCAGAAAUGAAACUGUGUUCAAGCCUAAAAACGACUUGACGGUCAACCAGAUGUACUUGCCAAAAAGCACAGAUUCCAGACUGUUCUCUAGGUCAACCUCGCACAUUAAUAAAGGGGGAGCCGAUGACAUUGAUAAACUGCUGAUGGACCUGGAGUGUCUUUCCCAAAACAUGCAAAAGGAACCUCCACUGCCCCCUAAACUUAAAAACUGUGCCCAGCAGACUGGCUUCCCCCAGCAUUUGAUUGGUUGCUCUGCUAAAGAUAUGCCAGUGGCCGGUGUGUCUGGACCCUUGGUGACCAAGCCCUCUGAAACAGCAGUUGAGGCCACCGAAGAGGAUGAUGGAGCUCUGCUGCUCAGGAUUCUUGAGAGCAUUGAGAGCUUUGCUCAGGAGCUGGUGGAGAGUGGAGCUGGGAGAGGAACCCAGUCUAAGGAGCGAGAGGUCAUGCGUCUUCUCCAGGACACACUGGCCAGCACCAAAGCAGAGGUGGCUCCCCUCCCGCUGCCUGUACCUCCAUCUGAGACUGCAUCUACACCUGCACAAACACCUAAAUGCAAACCUACACCAAUACCCUCAAGUGCACCUGCUGCUAUACAAAUCCCUACUUCUACUGUAAGGGACACGGGCUCAACACUUCUCAUUCAACAGACGCCCGAAGUCAUCAGGAUCCAGCCUGAGAAGAAACCUGGAACACCUCCUCCAGCUCUAGCACCUGCACCCUCUUCGCCAACCCCACGGACGCCCAGCCCUCCGCCAGCCAAAGUGGUGGCCACGCCCCCACCCUCCUCCAUAAACAUUCCACGCUUCUACUUCCCCAAAGGCCUUCCAAACUGUGCAGCCAACUAUGAUGAGGCCAUUGCCAAAAUCGAGGCAGCCUUCACAGAGUUCGAGGAGGAGAAAGCUGACAUUUAUGAAAUGGGCAAGAUAGCAAAGGCAUGUGGGUGUCCCCUCUAUUGGAAAGCACCCAUGUUUAUUUGUGCUGGUGGAGAGAGGACAGGUUUUGUUUCUGUUCACUCAUUCAUUGCAACAUGGAGAAAGUUAUUACACGGCUGCUAUGAUGAUGCAUCCAAGUUUGUUUACUUGCUAGCCAAACCAGGCUGCAAUUACCUGGAACAAGAAGAUUUCAUCCCUCUGUUACAGGACAUCGUGGACACUCAUUCAGGGCUGACUUUUUUAAAAGAUGCUCCUGAAUUCCAUUCCCGGUACAUCACAACAGUAAGUAACUUUAUUAAUGGCUCAAUGACACAGGCAGGAGCUAUGGGAAAGUCAGUGCAGAGAGAAGGAAGAAUGAGCUAUGCUGAGUUUGUUUGGUUCCUCAUUUCAGAGGAGGACAAAAAGAAUCCCACAAGUGUAGAGUACUGGUUCCGCUGUAUGGAUAUGGAUGGUGAUGGUGUUCUGUCCAUGUUUGAAUUGGAGUUUUUCUAUGAGGAGCAGUGUGAACGCAUGGAGGGGAUGGGCAUUGAACCACUGCCUUUCCAAGAUCUCCUGUGCCAGAUGCUGGACUUAGUUAAACCAGAAUGCCCAGGUAAAAUUACUCUUCGAGAUCUGAAGCGCUGCAGGAUGGCACAUAUAUUCUACGACACAUUCUUCAAUCUGGAGAAGUACCUGGACCAUGAGCAGAGAGAUCCCUUUGCAGUGCAGAAGGAUUUGGAUAGUGAUGGUCCAGAGCCCUCAGACUGGGACAAGUAUGCUGCCGAAGAGUAUGAGAUUCUUGUGGCAGAGGAGACGGCCAAUGAACAGCUACGAGAGGGAUCUUUCGACGACGCUUACGAGUCCGAUGAGCUCACAGUCUCCACAGACAUUGGAAAUAAAAUGGAUAAGCUGGUCAUAUCUGAUUUAUCGGGAUAAGUUGCCAUUUUUGUAUACACACCAUGACGUUGUAUGGAUAACCACCUCGCCAUAUUUUCCCUCACGUGUCAAAAAGGGAAAACGUUUUUCUACAUUUCACGGCAUUUGCGUGUGUGUGCAUGUGUGCAAUAGAACUAAUUCUAAACCCAAAAGGCUUCAGACACCCACAAAAAGGCUUUAUGUGCAAUAUGUCUUAACAUGUAAAUGUAAACUCAAUUGUUUUUCACUCUCUUACCGAUAGUCACAUCCACUCCCCUCAAACUAAACUGCCGGCUGGUUCCAUCCACCCUUCACAAAGACUUUGAUGUGAAACAAAAGGACUUUUUAGUAACUUUAGAAAGAGUUUAGAAUGUGCUUUAAUGUGAGUGAAACUAUAUGUAAUGCUGCCAUAUAUUUUUAAAGGGUGGGGAGGGGGAAAAAGAGAGACUUUAUACUUGUGUGGUACAUAACUCACAGAAACUAGUCCUCUCGCACUAAAUUAGACAUUUAAGACAUGAGAUCAGCACAUAUCCUGUGCUAUGCUAUGUUGCACAUUAUGUUUAAGGGACAUGACAAUGGUACACCCGUGUUGCUCACUGAUGGUAUUGCAUGUUGUUGCUUAAAAAAAAAAAAGACAGAAAGUUGUGACUUUUACAGUGUUUGAACUUCACUACAGACAUCGAACCUCCAUUUACAUAUUUCCAGAUGAACUGACCAGGACAAUCUUAGACUUGAAAGUGCUUUUUUGGAAAUGUCCUUUCUCGGCUAUUAUAAU
Molecule: messenger RNA, 4817 nt
Organism: Sinocyclocheilus anshuiensis
Lineage: Eukaryota; Metazoa; Chordata; Actinopteri; Cypriniformes; Cyprinidae
Product: serine/threonine-protein phosphatase 2A regulatory subunit B'' subunit alpha-like
Exons: 12
Coding region: 731-4063 (1110 amino acids)
Biological process (GO): protein dephosphorylation
Cellular component (GO): protein phosphatase type 2A complex
Molecular function (GO): protein phosphatase regulator activity; calcium ion binding
Source: RefSeq, a predicted model, not a curated record